Messenger RNA from Limulus polyphemus (Atlantic horseshoe crab), 2007 nucleotides. RefSeq names its product connectin-like. Lineage: Eukaryota; Metazoa; Arthropoda; Merostomata; Xiphosura; Limulidae. Gene Ontology annotation, molecular function: protein binding. The coding region runs from base 31 to 1494 and encodes 487 amino acids. The record is from RefSeq and is a predicted model, not a curated record. The transcript is spliced from 2 exons.
AUCUACUGAUUUGGAGCUCCGAGUUACGUGAUGAUGCCGAAUUAUCUUGGAUUAGUAUCCGGGGUGAUAUCGUUAGUUCUUUGGAGUCAAGGUGUGACGUCACACGUGGUACUGUGCAAUACGUUAACAGCGAAUCAGUCCAUGUACUGUAGUUGUGAUCUAGAUGGAGUAGACGAAGCGCGCCGGAUUUCUUGUUUUGUUAUCAAUCCUCUAAAACCAGACGAUGAAGUUUGGAAAGGUUUCGCUCGUCAGAGUGAGUUAACUAGUCUGACAAUUACAUCCCAGCCUGCUUCCAGUUCCCUGGAGUUUGUGCCAACAGAAGCUUUUCUCAGAACACCGCGACUCCAAGAGCUGAACAUUAAGCAGUGUUCCAUAUCGGAACUGCCUACCAAUUCUUUCGUCCAUUUGGAACACCUCAGUCGAAUCGCUUUAGAGAACGACGAAAUUCGAAACCUUCGCAAACACGCCGUUUCGCAUUUGCCGAGGCUAACUAGCCUCGUCAUCAGUGAUAAUCUCAUUGAAGCAUUGAGGGCAGAAGCGCUCUUCGAUUUGCCCCGAUUAACAUUCUUAGUGUUAGAUAGAAAUAACAUAUCCUGGAUCGACGAUAACUUUUUCCUCCAUCUGUCCAACCUGAUGGAGCUAGAACUAUGGAAUAACAAGAUCCAACACAUUACUCCUUACACCUUUAACGGUCUGAAAAGUCUUCGCCGUUUAGACCUGUAUAAAAACCGCCUGAUAAAACUGGAUAACUACGUCUUCAGUGGAGCACCCAGGUUGCACGAACUUGAUCUGAAGGAAAACAGAAUCUCGGAAAUCGCACCCAACGCUUUCCACGGCCUUUUUUCCUUGACCAGUCUUCACCUCAACCGAAAUCGCUUGAGGAUGCUCCCCGCUCACGUUUUCAGGGGCACUCCCAAUGUCAUGAUGCUGGAGUUGUCAAAUAAUAGACUGGAGAGUAUUCAGAGAAACGUGAUUGAAGACCUGUCUCGUGCCACUGAUGACCAUUUCAUCAUGUAUUUCAGAAACAAUCAGUUGAAGUGCGACUGUCGACUGAACUGGGUGGAGGAAUAUGCCAGUCUUGCCAAAUAUCUUAUUUUUAAGAAGGAACUUCACCAAAUGCAAUGUACACAAGAGAACAUUCGAGUGACUAAACGUGUAUUAGACAUUAACUUUGAUGACUUCCGGUGUCUUGAAACGUCAACAUCAUCGUCAGUGACUUUCAAGGCUUCAGUUCAAAGAGCAAAUGCAAUAGAAAUCCACCUGUACAAACGUACUGAGGAUGGAGAAAAUUCUUUAUUUGAAGCUACAGUAUCAACAUCUUCUGAAAACCUCAAAAAUGUUUCUAAUAUGCAACCGCAUGUUAAUAGCCACAGGCCGUUGGAGUUAGUGCCAUCUAUUGAGAGAAAUGAGAACUCUGCUUGGUGUGUUUUUCCCGUAUUUCAUCGAACGAUAUUUACUUCCAUAGCAUUAGUGUUCCAGAAGAUAAUGAUAUAAUUUCUUUUUAAAUUAAUGGCAGGGUGUGUGAUUAUAUUACAGAGACACAAUACUUAAUAAAAACAAAGUAAUGGGAUCGAUGUUAUAUGAUUUUGAUUCUUAGCCAUCGCAAUCUUCAUAAAUAUGACGAGAAAUCUUUAAUUUCUUCAGUAAGUCUUAUUAGUUUAAGCAGAGAUCUGCUUUAAGAAUGCAUAUAUAUGUGUAUUCCUAAAUCAGGUCUCUCUUUUACUUUUCGUAAUUUACCUUUUUCAUAAUAAGAAACAAUUUUUCUCAUGUUAAUAAAAUAAUAAUUUGUCAUUGUUAGUUAAUAGUUAUAAAUAUAUGUAUAUAUAUUUGUUUGUGGAAAGAGCAAGUGCGUCUAAACUGUUCACUUAUAAAAGUAUUAUGGAGCAGAAAUGUUUGGGCGAGGCUUUUUUUUCUUGUAAAACUUAAAAGCUGUGUACGCCUACUAGGUUUAUGUUUAGUUUUCAAUAACUUUAAACAAAUAACUUUAAAUAUAAACUUGAAGUUAGU